AAAGAGUUGCCUGCUACCACUGACAGUCAUUCGUGAUAAUGGGUUUGUUACCCAAGAUGGCGGCAGCCUCAUCCAUUCAGCCGCCCAGCGUUCACUCCUCUCUGGCCAGGGAGAGCGCACUUUCCCCGGAGAUGGACAGCCCCGAUAGCCGGCAGCCGGAGGAUGAGGAGGCGGCGGCGGCAGCGCAGCCCUCCGAGCCCGGGAUUAGCCUCCGCGACCUGCCGGACCUGGAGCCGGUGGAGAUCGAGAGGAGGCUGGCCAAAACUCGCCAGGAGCUGAGCAACAGGAGGAAAAUCCUCAUCAAAAACCUGCCACCUGACACCACUAACCAGGAAGUCCAUGAAAUUCUGAAAGAAUAUGAGCUGAAGUACUGCUUUGUGGACCGGAACAAAGGCACAGCCUUUGUGACAUUGCUGAACGGGGACCAGGCUCAGGAUGCCAUCCGCUCCCUCCAUCACAGCACUGUCCGGGGACGCUUGAUCAACGUCACCCUGCAACCUACCGACUCCCUGCUCUGCCUCACCAACCUGCCCCACACCUUCACCGCCCAGCAGUUUGAGGAGUUGGUGCGCUCCUACGGAAACAUUGAGCGCUCCUUCCUGGUCUACAGCGACCUGACGGGCCACUCCAAAGGAUAUGGGUUUGUUGAAUACAUGAAGAAGGACUCUGCUUCACGGGCCCGCUCUGAGCUGCUGGGCCGACCACUGGGCGAUCGCUCACUGAUGGUGCAGUGGAUGGACGUCAACCAGCUGAGCCACGAGGAGAACCUGCACUCCAAGUGUCUGUGUGUGGACCGACUUCCACUUUAUCUCUGUGACUCUGAAGAACUGACCCAGCUUUUUUCUGAAACCUACAAACCUGUCUUCUGCCAGCUUGCUCAAGAUGAGGGCAGUCCAGUCCGGGGCUUUGGUGUGGUGGAAUAUGAGAGCGCAGAGCAGGCCGAGGCUGUGCUGAUCGAGAUGGACCGAACACUGGUGGGAGGACAGGAGGUCCGCCUUUCACUCUGUACCCCUGGCACCUCAGGGAGAAGCACUCUGGCUGCACUCAUCGCUGCCCAGGGUAUGAACAACUAUAAACAGUUAUCUUUUCCAUGGCUGGACAACACGUCACACAACUUUAAACCCAUCAUAAAGAUUCUGAGUAAUAGGAAAGGUCUGCUACCAGAACCAAACCUGGCCCAGUUGUUGACCAGUAUGACCAACCCUGCUGCCCUGCAGAUACUCAUGAGACCGUACCACACUGGGAAAAGAGGAGGGAAGUACGGGCGUCACACCAGCCUACCCUUCCUCAGGCCUCCUCUCACCACAGCUCUUCUCACGCUGGGAAAAGCACACCAGAGUGCUCUUCUCGGUAAUGGACUGGUCCUCCAGAACCUCCUGCAUAUGCAGCUCGCACAGCAACAGCUUCUUCAUAUCAAAGACAAACGCAUCAACAGCGUCUCCAGUCUGUUCGGUGACCCAUCCAGGCUGCUCAUGCAGAAAGUGUUGCCUUUGCGGCCUCCAGGCCUCAUGCCGCUGGGGAAAGGCCUCCUGGGCGACUCCCCUACAGAGUUGGGCCAUGAGUCGGUGCCAGCGUCUACCCAUAAUGCCACAGUAGUGGUGUCAGCAGCAGGUGUGAUGCCGUACCUCCAGGGUCGAACUGGAGCAGGAGAACAAAACAGCACCCAUUCAAUCUCUACAACCCCUUCUGCUUCCUCUUCCUCUUCUUCAUCAUCUUCAACAUCUUCUUCCACCACCUACUGUGACAGACAGCCUGCUCCUCCAGGGACGAUGGUGAGCUCCCAACUGCAAGGACAGAGCUAUUCCUUGGGUAUAAAUAACUCAGGCAUUGGCCCACCCCUUCCUAAACCCUCAGGAGGAGUUUAUACGUCAACAGGCCAGCACAGCAGCUCAGAUGGUUGCCCCCUGGCUAGCAUGGUAAGCAGUGGUCAGAGUUCACUACUGGGUGAUCCUCCUAAAGAAGUCAGACUACCCUCUAAUCCCUAUUUGAAUCUGGCUAGUGUAAUGCCAGGGGUGGUCCUGCAAAGCUCAGUGGGGAGUAAAGCCCAGGGUGGACAGCCUGGCCCCGGGGUGUACGGCAGCUCAGUGGCUUCAGUCGUCACCCAGGGCUCCAGCUCCUUCUCCCACAGUGCUGCAGCUACAACAACUGCUCCAUACAGCACUGAUACCACUGCUGACUACAGUCACUAUAGCCAGGCCUACACACAGGAGGCCAUGCAGCAGUGGUACCAGCACUACCAAGCAGCACAAGCUCACACCUACAGUACUGCUGCGCCACAGGAAAACACAGCCACAGACUACAGCAAGGAGCACACACAGGCUCCAGCAGCAUCAUCCUACGGGGAUUACAGUUCAUACAUGCAGACUGUCGCUCAGUACUACUCCCAACCUGCAACGGCAAACCAGGCCUAUGGCAGCAAGGAGGUAGAUGUGUGUAAGCCUCUAGGAGUCUCUCUGCAUGCAGUCAGUAACGGUGUGGCACCUCCACCAGCUGUGGCUCCUGCCGUGCCCCCAGCCUACAGCACACUUCCAUUAAUGCCCAGUUUUCUCGGGGCACCACACCCGGCAGCAGCCACGCCAAGCCCUGUCGCUCACACACACACUGCCACCACAGACUGGAACACCUACUACUACAACCAGACAAGGGGUCAUAAGAGGGAGUAUCCUCAGUUGGCGGUGCAGGAAGUGACAUCAUCAGAUGGUGCCUACAUCGGGCAGCACUCCCAGGGUCUGGGGGGGCAGUACGCUGACUACUUUAAGAGGAAGAGGCUUUAG
This is a messenger RNA of Monopterus albus (swamp eel), 2774 nucleotides long. RefSeq names its product ribonucleoprotein, PTB-binding 2 (gene raver2). The transcript is spliced from 18 exons. The coding region runs from base 39 to 2774 and encodes 911 amino acids. Gene Ontology annotation, molecular function: mRNA binding. The record is from RefSeq and is a predicted model, not a curated record. Lineage: Eukaryota; Metazoa; Chordata; Actinopteri; Synbranchiformes; Synbranchidae. Gene Ontology annotation, cellular component: nucleus.